This is a messenger RNA of Nasonia vitripennis (jewel wasp), 655 nucleotides long. RefSeq names its product retinoid-inducible serine carboxypeptidase-like. The coding region runs from base 159 to 536 and encodes 125 amino acids. The record is from RefSeq and is a predicted model, not a curated record. Gene Ontology annotation, biological process: proteolysis. Gene Ontology annotation, molecular function: serine-type carboxypeptidase activity. The transcript is spliced from 2 exons. Lineage: Eukaryota; Metazoa; Arthropoda; Insecta; Hymenoptera; Pteromalidae.
UGAAAACCUCAUAAUCGCAAGGUCGUAAUAAUAUAAUACGCCUGACGUAUUGACGUCCACGCUAAAUCAAACAUCUUAUCAGAUAACAAAAGUGUAUAUCAAUACGCACUUCGAGCUGAUAGACGGAUCGAGAAUAAAUCUGUGUCCGAACGUUUUGUAUGAGGAUAGAUACCAACCGAGCUACAUCAACAUCUAUCCACGUUAUAAUGGCGCCGCUUAAAGUAAUUACGAUUCUCGUUUUGGUCGUUCUCUGCAAUACAUCAGCUGCACUGGGAAAGCAGGGCUUUGGUCCAGGCGAUCAAGAAUGGGGCUACGUAACAGUCAGACCAGAGGCUCACAUGUUCUGGUGGCUAUACUACACAACGGCGGACGUGAGUUCCAAGUACGAAGAAAAGCCUCUGAUUAUUUGGCUCCAGGGAGGACCUGGAGUUUCCGGUACUGCAUUCGGUAAUUUUGAAGAACUCGGUCCCCUCGACACAAAGCCAAGCAAACAUACUUGGUUAAAUACGGAAAUUUUUUAUUUUGACCGUUGGUAAAUUGGUAGAUUAUUAGCUUUGGAGCAGGGAAACCCCAUAGUGUAAUGUAUAUGGGGAAUUCUACGGGAAAAAUGCACUUUUCUGGUUGCAGAAACCGCGAAAAACAAAUGUUGGGGAAU